CGUCAGGAGCCGAGAGUCACGGUCCCCCAUCUCUCUUGCCCUUUUUCCUUUGCCCAGUUUGCCUCGUGUGCUGCUGUGUUACACAAUCAAAAAACAUCACGUCGACCGACCGCAUCGCUUCCGCUCAUCCGCAUCAGCAGUCAGACAAUCAUCCCGAUCGCUGCUGCUGUCAGGAUCCUGUGAGGCAUCAAUUCUCCUUAAUCAAAUGCCAGCCUAGCUAGGCGCAGAGGAGAAGAUGAUCCGCCCGGACGUUUGAAAAUCGUUGGCUCCAUUUUUGUUGUCCAGCAGUAGCCGGGCACCGUUUCGGUUAUAUCUUUAUUCGAUUCAUCCCAGCAAUAUCACCAAACUGGAGAUCACCAGGUAACAGGAUUAAACUUUUCACUCCAAACUUGGUAAUUAUUGGAUACGAAAAACACAAAAACAAAGUUCAACAUGAAGAAUCCGCUGCUAUUUUCGCUGUACGAUCCUCCUCCGCCGCCUCCGGUGAUGGACGGCACGGGAGCCCACCGCAACGGAUUGUACCCCGAACGGCUCCACCCACCGCCCUAUCCGGGAUCGUCCGUCAUCCCCAUCUUCCCCGUGCUGAGCAAGAACCACAACAACUACGCCAGCAUGAUCGUCGAGGCGUCGGGAGGACCACCACCGCCGCUGGAGUACGACCCGGACGCCUUCCCGUCGCCCGCCUACCCGUCGAUCAACGACAGCGAAAUGACCACGCCCAGCGGCCUCAACGUCCGCGCCGAAGAGAUCGGUCUGGUCCUGUUGGUCCUGCUCCUCUGGGUCGGAGCCGUGGCGCUCUUCUUCAACCGCUGGGGCAAAAUCAGGAUGCUGGAGCCCUACCAGCCCAAGUUCAUCGACGCUCCUAGGGGAUCGCUGGCCCCCAUUGCGGCCGCCGGGACCACGGGCCCACCUUUGCUCGUCUCCACGGCGCCCCAUCGGCUCUCCUAUCCAUUGAUCGAGCUGGCCCACACGCCGCGGUUGCAUCAUCACUCACGUCUCAACAUCUCGUCGGCCUGCUGCGUUGAUUGCCCCACGGCCGACCACCAGCAGAUGGCCAGCAAUUUCUCUUCCGGGAGGCGGAGGCCGUCGGCUUCACCUUCCGGCAUCUUCGUUCACCAGCACCAUCCGUCGCAUCCGCUACGCCACCACCACCACCACGGAUCGACGUCGUCCUGCCUCUCGCCGGGACUGCCGUUCUACGGCGACGGAAUCGGCUCCGUCGGCGACCCCUACUACCAGCACCAGCAGCACCACCACCAGCAGCGGCCCAGGCAGAAUUCGGUCGUCGUCUUCGCCACGGCCCAUUUUAUGACGGCCGCCCGUCGGGUCAAAAGCGCCAUGGACUUGCAGACGCUGGUCUUGAGAGAAGAGACGGAGGAGAGCGUUCACGCUCUCAGCUGCACCGGCGGAACGGCCGAAAUAACACCGAUGGCCGGCUCAUCCGCCGACAACCAUCACGGCGUCGGUGGCACCAUCACUUGCGUUUGAAAACGCAUCAUCAACUUAGUAAUAGAAUGACAUUGAUUUCAUUACUAAUGCCCCCUUCCAUUUUGUUGUUGCUUAAGCGCGCUACAUUUCUAAAAUGAUCAAAUUAUAUACAAAUCAAUUUUUUGGGACUUGAAUCACUUUUCUACUAUUGCUUUAUUAUUAUUACGGCGUAAUUUGCGUGAGCGGACGGGAGUCGAUUGGCGAGAAAAAACCAAAAACAAUUCCGUUCGAUCUUCCCCCAGUCGCGUUUAUUUUAUUAUUGGUAAAGAUCUAAACGUUAACAUCAAGUAUUAUACCGGAUUCGAUUUUUACGAUUCCCGUUGGAGACGUUUAUUAUAUUUACACACACACACACACACACCAAAGAUUCCCGUUAGCAAUUGUUGCACAUUUUAAAAAAAAAUUGUUCUCUGCAGAUUGGAAGUGAAGUUUGAUGCAUACGUUUAUAUUUGAUUUGUGUACUACGUCCUUUUUUUUCAUUUGCAUUCGAUUUUUUUGAAUUUAUAUCACGCGUGGCUGCCAAGCUCGGUAUUAUACAUAUAUACACACAGAAACAGCCUCUACAUUAUACCAUUAUUACCUCCACUAUUCAAUCUGUGUCAUUUUGGGCUGUGUGUUUUUUUUUUAAAUAUCACGUCGUCGUGUUAUGCAUCCUGUACUACAUACAUAUACUACAUACUCACUGCUGAAUCGUAAAAUUUAUAUUUAUACAUAGGAUAAUGUAUUUUGAGUCUAUAUAUUUAUUGUCGGUUGUGCUGUAUAAUGUCUGCUGGAUAUAUUGGAAAACACGAUCGUUAUAUCGAGAUAUUGUUAUUAUGAUUUAUGAUGAGGAAGACGAUUUAGCCGCGCAGGCUUGCCAGCGACUCUAUUGUAGUCAGCUCAUGUUUUGUUAGCGGGUCGAUGCAGAAAUUCGAUUGGAAAUUAUUAUAAGAACCGCAACUCACCCGCCCUCGUUUUAAAAAGAAGAAAAACCAAAAAAACAUUUGAAAUCAAGUGAGUUUAUUCGGGAACUUGAUGAUUUGCUAUCAAUAAUCUGAUGUGUAUUAAAUAUUUAUUCUUUCUAUUAUACCAAAAACUCAUUUCUUGAAUGCCAACCAAAAAUAACCCGUCGAUGUUAUGUGAACUAUUCCCAUCGUGUCGUAAUUUAUUAUAUAAUACCGGCCGACACAAAUAAACUGAACGUUUUACCUGCUGA
Messenger RNA from Daphnia pulicaria, 2683 nucleotides. RefSeq lists its product as uncharacterized. Lineage: Eukaryota; Metazoa; Arthropoda; Branchiopoda; Diplostraca; Daphniidae. The transcript is spliced from 3 exons. Bases 433 to 1488 code for a protein of 351 amino acids. The record is from RefSeq and is a predicted model, not a curated record.